UGGAACUCUAGGGCUUUUUUUCUUUGGCGGCGGUUUGACUUCUUGCAAAAUGGCGGCCGAAGGGGCGCGCUGGACCCGCUCCGUCCAUUGGGAGGGAAGGGAGCAGAGGGCAGCGUUGCUGUUGCUGCUGCUGCUGCCCGCUUUGGCCGCCUGGACUUCACUGGAGCCUGAGGCAUUGGAAGAAGAGGAUGAGAAGAGCCAAGUGCAGGAGCUGAGCGGGGCCAACUGGAGCCUCCUGCUGCAGGGACACUGGAUGGUGGAGUUCUAUGCCCCUUGGUGUCCUGCCUGUCAGCAGAUGGAAUUAGUAUGGGAAGCAUUUGCAAGAGAUGGUGAAGACCUUGAACUCAAUGUGAGCAAGGUGGAUGUCACUCAAGAACCAGGCGUAAGUGGUCGUUUCUUUGUCACUACACUUCCCACUAUCUACCAUGCAAAGGAUGGCAUUUUUCGCAGAUAUCGUGGCUCAAGGUCACUGGAGGAUCUAGAGGGCUAUAUCCUGGAGAAAAAAUGGGAAGCUGUAGAACCUGUGGCAGGAUGGAAGUCCCCAUCAUCUAUACUGAUGCAUGGCAUGGCAGGACUCUUCCACUUAUCUGGAUGGAUCAGGCAAAUCCAUAACUAUUUAACAGGCACUCUUGGACUUCACAUUUGGUGUUCCUAUGCUGUCUUCAUAUUGGCCACUUUAUUGAUUGGUCUUAUCUUGGGUUUGAUACUAGUUUUACUUUCAGACUGCAUUUCUCCACUGAAGUCCAAAACAGAAGUUUCUGAUUUGAUGGUCCCUAGUGAUGAUAAAAUAGAAGAGCAACAGGAGUCACUACAGUCUGCAGCAGGAGAGACAGUUACAGAAAAAGGGUUGCCUGAAGGAGAUGAUGAGGAAGGUGGAGAAGAAGAGUCUCAAGAGAACUCCUCAGAUGACUCUGCAGUUGAAGGAUCUCAGACAGAAGAUGAGUUAGAGCAUCAGGAAUCUGACAAAAUAGAGCAAAGCUCUGUAAGGCAACGUAAAAAUCAGGUGGAUGCUGCUGGACUAUAGUGCAAUUAGCUGUAUACACUCUUUAUGUGGACCAAAGAUGCAUCAAGGCUCUCCCCUUGGUUGCAGCUAAAGCCAAACACUUUACCUGUUAAACUGUUACGGUUGAUGAUUUGUGCCAGAAGGCUAUUGUCUUUCUUUUAGGGCCAGUAUUUUCUAAAAGUUAAUUUUGAAAGAUAAAAUUUUAAUGAUAAGAUUAUAGCCACGACAAUCAGAUGAGCAAAGUUCUAUUUUUAUGAGGAUUAGAGGUGGGGUUGAGAAGAGGCUGUAUAUUUAAAAAGUGCCAGAAGCAAGGCAAUUAUGCUUCCUACAAUAAUGCAGAUUUCAUCUAUUUUAGUAUCGUGAUGACAAAUCUCAGUUAAUCUAAUAAAGAAUCUUUAUUGAAACAAGUUAGCAAAUAAAGAAUAGAAAACUUUAUAUUAAAAAUCUGUCAUUUCUCAAUAGAGAUAAGGCAGCUUCAAACGUUACCAGUUAAGAUAUCACUCUUGAGUGUACAUGCAUCUAUGCACAAGGCACUAGCCUGUUUGAAAUAACAAAGUGCAUCAAUUGCAUUUCUGUUUCAUUGUUCCUGUUGCCUAGUACACAUGAAGUGUAGGCUUGUGAUGUCUAAAAUGUCUUCCAGUGGCUAGUGUAAAAAGUUGUAAACGUUCAUAAACCACAUUGGUAUCUAAGAAGACUUCUUAAAUGUGUUGGUAUAUGAAUGGCUUCUGUAUGGAUAAUCUGAAAACUUGACUCUAAGGCAAGGAUGGAUAAAUGUUGCUCUCCAAGAUGAUGUUGGACAGCCUCUACCAUAAGCCCUACUCACUAUAGUCAAUGCUGUGGAAUACACUGGCUGUGCUUUGUCCUUGUUCUAAAAUGAAUUUCUCAUUUCUUAAUCUGUUGAUCAUAAUGUGACUUUUUAGUUUACAUAAGAUAUUUUUGAUAUUGUUGAUAUCCAAACAUACAUUCCAAUAGAAAGUACUUCACCAUAGUGCAGAAUUAGAAAAUGCCACAUUUUGUACUAUACUGUUUAUUUAAAAGGUUGACUAAUAACCUGAAAUGAUUUCUAGAUUAUUACCAGUGACCAAAAUAGUCUAACCUGAUCUGAUGUGAAAAAAGUUUUAAGAAAGUUUUUCUAACUGCCUAAAUACGAUGGUGCCUGAAACAACCAACUUCAGUAGUUCAGGCUAAUUUGUUUACCAGAUGUCGUCCUUGUUUCUGAAUUGAUAAGAAUGUUUACUGACUUUGUACAUCCAUUUGCAGAUCACUAUGGUAUAGCUGUGUAUAAUGUAUUUUGAGUGUAUCAGUGUAUCUUCAUAUCCAUUGUAAAUGUUAUCUUGAAUGUUUGGGCAUGAAUUAAGCUUACAGUGCAUCAAAAAUUCAAAACAGUGUUAAUAUUUCCAUAUAUUUAAUGCAGGAUAAUGGCAUAGAUCAAGGGUCAAGGAAAUGGACAUGGUGUUUAACUUUCAUAGUUAAUGGAUUAUUGAAAUUCAAGCAGUCUUACACAGUAAUAGUUACAUAUCAAACUUAGGUUCAUAAUAGUGUCAUAAAGCUCUUCUUGGGGUUCUUUCUUGUGCAGAAUAUCAGUAAAUCAUCAUAACUUUAUAUACCCCACAUUGUGCUUCCAGUAUAGAGUUGGCACAUUAGAAGACCAAUUUAAAGCAUGUUCAAGUAAAAACUACUAUGUUGCUCCAAUUUAUUGUCCUGCCUACAAGAUAAAUAAAAAUGAGUGCAGAAUAUGCAUUCGGAAGGUAAAGUACUAGAAAUGCUUUAGUGUGUAUGCUUAACCUUUUGUAAAAAUACUAAUGGAAGUUUAAAUGAUAAUUAACAAAUCUUAUGAAUGCUUCACGUAUACACUAAGUGCACUUUUCAUGCUACUAGAGGUAUCAGGGAAAUAACAUGAUCACUCUUGAUUUGAUUAUAGAACCAUGCUAACAAAAUGCUUUGGUAGUGUGACCAAGGUUAUUUUUCAGGUACAUGAUGACAGACAUGGGCAUUGGAAGCUAAUCUCUUCAGUUUCCCAUGAAGUAAAAAAUGGACCAUAGUUAAUUGAUUGGCACCCCGUUGUUACAAGUAGAGUCUUGUCUUAAUUGUGAGCUCAACUGAUAAAAUGUUUUGAGUAUAUUAACAGGAUGUUCAUGUGUUGUAAGACCAGUCACUCAAGUAUAAGUACCCUACAGUUAGUAAAAAGGUAUAUUUGCCUAAACAUGCUUGAGAUGAUACUGAAAUAGUUUGCUAGAUACACUUAGAGAAGAUAUAUAAAGGUGGCAGUAUUAACAUGCAACAGUCACUUUUAAUUCAGAGGGGCUUAGUUCCAGAUAAACCCACUAGAAUUAAGUUGCAGUAGUCUCUUGAUAUGGUGGUCCCUCACACUGUAUAUUUGCCACUGCCGUCUGCCAUGAUUGCAUUCUUCUGUAUGUUGCAGCUUGAUGUAUUAGGCUUGGAACCGUAGUGCUAUCCUUGUGCCUAUUUGGAUUAUAGUAAAGACAGUUUAUCUCAUCAGGUUUCCUUUCUGUUUGUUCCUAGAAAGUUUGCUGUCAUUAUGAACAUACAAGGAUUCAAAGUAGUGCUUAAGUUAGUUUAGGACAAAGUCAGUACAGUACUUGGGUCCAUAAAGAAAAAUAGACAAAUUAUGAAAUGCUGAUGAAGUAUCAUAGCCAUCACAUACAAAUGUGCUAUGACUGAUAGGGUUGUGCAUGGCUGUCAGGUUUCUAAAGGUGCCAAGCUUUCAACAAGUAGAGAAAAAAUGAUUAUUUGAGAAAGUAAUUAUUAAAGAGUUGUUACUGGGCAAGCAAACUGUUUUGUUCAAACUCAUUUGUUACUUUGAAACAAAAUAUGCUGAAAAAAUGCAAUAUUUGUGUUUAGUUGAAACAGAUAAUUUAGUUUGUGACAUAGUUUUUAUACAAAACAAUUUAUACUAAAAUGCUGUUGUCUGCUUCCUUGUUAACUAUAAAAAUUAUUUAUUACAA
Sceloporus undulatus (fence lizard) is the source of this 3969-nucleotide messenger RNA. It is a transcript of the gene TMX4, whose product is annotated as thioredoxin related transmembrane protein 4. The transcript has 8 exons. The coding region runs from base 50 to 1024 and encodes 324 amino acids. NCBI's taxonomy places the organism in Eukaryota, Metazoa, Chordata, Lepidosauria, Squamata, Phrynosomatidae. The record is from RefSeq and is a predicted model, not a curated record.